AUGAAUACCAAACAAUUGUCUAGCAAAGAUGGAAGUAAAGUAGGAAGAAAAUUAAACAUACUAACUAAUAUUAAAAAAAAAGAGUUAUAUGAAUUCAAGAUCACUAAUCCAACCAAAACGAAUAAAAAAAUUAGCAAAAAAUUCAGAAUUGGUAAAUCGACAGUUGGAGAUAUUCUUAAAGAGAAGGCAAAAUGGCUUGCGAUCAGCUUAAAUGCAACUCCAGAAUAUGGAAUCGAGAUUCCUACUUUAAAUAUCUUAAAUGUAAUUGAUUGGGUUGCAGAAUCGUGGAAGAAUGUGACCGAAGAUCUACUGGAUAAUAAAAUUGAGAUAGAAGAUAAAAUCGUUCAGUUACUUAUUGAUCAAAUGAUCAUUGAUAAUGCUGUUAUAAGAGCAGAAGAUUAUAUUGAUAUUAAUAAUAUUUUGGUAAUAAGCGAUAUGUUCAAUGAUGAUGAAAUUAUUGCAGCCGUUCAAGAGAUAUUUGAGAAUGAAGGAGAAGAUGAAGAUGAGAAUGAGAUAUUGAUGAUAUCUAACAAAGUCACCUUAGAAAGCAUUCAAAAUUUAUAUGAUUACUUGUGA
This is a messenger RNA of Ambispora leptoticha, 576 nucleotides long. Lineage: Eukaryota; Fungi; Glomeromycota; Glomeromycetes; Archaeosporales; Ambisporaceae. The record is from the annotation of a GenBank genome assembly.